AUGGGUAAUACAGAUUCAAAAUUAAAUAAUAUUUAUAAACAACAUAUCUUUAAAUUGGCCUUUCCGAUAGAAGAUGGCAUUGUCACGGAAAAAAAUAGGAUAGUAAGAAAUACCAUCUUUAAAGAAAAUAUUACAUUGGACGAAUUGAUUAAUUGGUAUGACAACACUUCCUUCAAUCAACCUCCAGCCAUUAAUGAUUCGUUGUUGUUUAAAGAUUUUUAUUUGGAUUUCAUUGCUCCAGGUACUCGAUUAACUUUUGAAUCUUUUAAUAAAAUCAUCAAUUCUUAUGAGUUAAGAAUACUGAUAAAUUCAAAUCCAUUGACGAAAGAAAAUUUCAUUAAUUUGAUUAGAUUUGUUACAUUUAAAAUAAUUUGGACGAUAGCAAAUACAAGCAAUAUUAAUCAAUUGAAUUUAUCAUUGAAAAAUCUUUUAGUUUCAAUUAGAAUUUUAACAAAAAUUUUACCUUUAUAUUAUGAAUUAUUAUCCAAUGAUAAAAGUUAUCAACAACAAACUGAUUUUUUUUGGUCAUUAGAUACUUCAAUUGUAUUUAAUAUCCAAUCUGAUAUUAAACUAUCAAAACCAAUUGGUGAAUUAUUAAUUGAUUCUAUUAUUAAUAAUUUGUUCCUUGAAAAUUUUACGAUUCAAAAAUUAAAUUCAAAUUCUAAACAUUCACUAUGGGAAAAUGGUAUUAAUACAAAUGAAACAACUUAUAACCCACUACUACCGAAAGUAGAUUCAAAUCGUUUAGAGUUUAUAAACUUAUUAUUAACUUUAUUUUCCAAAGAUCUUUAUUCAAAUCAGCCAACCAAUAAUUUUAUUUCUUAUUUCAAUUUAACACAUAAGACAAAUUCUAUCAAUUUAAUAAAUUCCAUGAUUAAUUGUAUAUCAAGGCAUUGUCUUGAUUAUAAAACUGAAAUUGCACAACCUUAUAAAUUUUUCACUUUAAAACAACAUCAACAACAGAAUUUAAUUAAAUUAAGAUCAGAUUUCAUAAUAUCGUCAUUACAAUUUUUAAAUUUAAUUUUAUUUAAUACAUCAUCAAAUAACAAUAAUGAUAAUAAUACAAAUGAUUUAAAAGAGAAUUUUAUCUUGAAUUUUAUUUCAAAUUUGCAAAAAGAAUAUGAUAUGAAAUUAUUAUUAUCUUCAAUUGCUAAAAUUUUUAAAUGGUCAAUUGAUGAAGCUAUAGAAAAGGAAUCUUCUCCAUUUGGUUCAUUUCCAACAACAACUACCACUUCAAAACCACCAUCAACCCCAACUAAUAAUAAUAAUAAUAAUAAUACAAAUAAUUCAAAUAAUUCCAUAAUAUCUUCUGCAACUAUUACCCCUUCAAAGAAUAAUAGAACAAAUAAUAUAUAUUUCAGUUCAAAUUCAAAUUCAAAUUCAAGACCAACCACACCAAGAAGUAAUUCUGCAAAUGACUGUAAAGACAAUAGUUCCACCAAAACUGUAUCCACUAAUACAACUGUACUGACUUUGCCUGAAAUACCAACUAUUUUAAUUCAAAUGAUGAUAUUUUUCAAUAAUUUAAUUGAUUUAAAUACUUGUUUCAAGAAUUAUGUGGCUGAUAAAUAUGCAAAUAAAUUCAUAAUCUUUUCAAUUUAUUAUUUAAAUUAUUAUAAUCAUAUCACUUCUCUAAAAUCAAAUUUAUUUCCAAUUUUAAUUAAUCUAUCCUUAAAUUUAUCAUCCAAAAAUUUGGUUAAAUUAAAAUUAUUGGAUUGCUUUACCACAAAUUAUUAUUUAAAUAAACUACCGAAUUUUUUCAGAUUACCAAAUAUUAAUAUUAAUAAUCUAACUUAUAGAGAUUUUGCCAUCCAACAUUUAUCACAUUAUAUUAUCAAUGAUAUUAAAAAGAAUUCAAAAUUAAGACCUUUUUUAUUUGAAUUAAUUUUUAAUCUUUUACAGGCAAAUAACAAUAAAUCGACAACUGAUGAUGCUUUAAUACAAUUAUCAUCGAUAAAAAAUAAUAAUAAUAAUAAAUUUAAGAAAAAUUUAAAUUCUUUAAGUUAUAAUUCUUCAGUAGCAAUUCUACAUCUUCUAACAAAAAUUUCAAAUAAAAGUUUUUUAAUAACUUAUUCAAAUGAUAAUAUGAUGGAAAGUUCACAAGAUUCAAAUAAUAAUCUACUAAUUAAUAACACUACCAAUAAUAGCGAUAUUAAUGAUAAUAAUCUUAAUUCAAUGAAUGAUGAAAAUACUUAUUGUAAGACUGAUAAAUAUUUGUUAUCACCUGGUUUUAAAUUGAAUCAAUUAGCUUUGUUGUUACGAGGAAUAUUAAAUUAUAUUAUAUUCAAUUUUAAUAAUGCAAAAAAUUUAUUAUUCAUUUUAUGUAGACAUCAAAAAGUACUAGCACAAAUUAGAAAUUCCAUGGAAUUUAUUGAUAAAUUAAUUAAAGAAAACUCAAUUAAGCCUGGUUCAACUACUGCAAGUAAUAAUAACUUGAUAGGUUUAAAAGAUUAUAUUGAUAAUUCAACUAUUAAUAUUGGCUUUUCAAAUAAAAUGACAAGAUUAAAUACUUUAAUCGAAAAUAAUCGAUACAAAUUUUCAUCAGUUCAAUCAAAUUAUAAUAAAAGGAAAUUGGAUACAUUAGAUUUAACAAAUCAAGAAUUAAUUGCCCAAUAUAUUAAAUUGAAUAAUUCAAUUAAUAUAAUUGAAAAAAAUUAUUCAAUUGAAAACGAAAAAAUUCAAGCACAAUCUAAGCCUCAAUCAAAUAAUUCAUCAGGAUCAAUUACUAGGACAAGUGGUAGUUCAUUAACUUCUACAAUACCCACAGCAAUCAAAAAUAUUGAUAAUAUAAAGACAAACACUAUUCCAUCUCCAUCUGUGACACCAACUCCAAAUCCACUCACCAAAACAACUACAAAUACAAGUAUUAAUACAGAUACACAAUCAAUUUCUGAGAUGAAUAAUAUUAAUAAUCCAAUUAUUCCAAGUACACCAAAUAACAAUAGGACAAGUACUGAUAGUAUAGAAAGAAGUGCAUUUCAUGAUUUAUUAAAUAGUACAAACAAAAAAUUUAAUGAUGUUGCAAAUAAUAACAACUAUAUUCAUAAUAGUGCCAAUACCAAUAAUUUCAAUAAUAAUUCUAAUGAAAAUCAUGAAAUUGUAGAAUUCUCGAAUCCAAAUUAUAAUCCAUUUUUGAAAAAUUCAAAUAUCUAUUUUGGAAUUAGAUCUGGAAAUUGGCCAAUUGGAUUAAAUCCAAAAAAGAUUAGUAAGAAAGCUUCCAAGUUGAACCUAAUUGAUAUUUGGCCAGGUUCACAAGAUUUACAAAUCAUAAUAAAAAUUAUUAAAAUUUUCUUACAUCAAUUUCCUGAAAUCUCGACAAUUAAUACAACUGAAUAUUUAAAUUUAAUUGAAAAAUUUCAAUUAUUUAAAGAUAAAUUUUUAAAAUUAAUAGAUAAUGAUUUACCUAGUUAUUUAAGAGAAGGCAAUCAUAAUUUUGCAUCAUACUCAAUUAAGUUUGAUUAUAAAUCCAAAGAUAACUUACCCAAAAUAAAAUCCAAUCUUUUACAAAGAUUAAUGUAUAUUAUUUGUUGGAAAAAUAUAUUUGAUUCACACACUACAAGCUAUAACAUUUCAAAUGAUUUAUUAUUAAGUACUACUAAUGAAUUCUUCAAUUCCAAUAAGGAUUCAACAAAUAAAAAAAUCAUUGGUAAUUUAAAACAAUUUUCAAUAAAUACUCCUGAUCUUUCACCACCUCCAUUUACUUUUAAAAAUGAUGUCAAUCCUGAUACUAUUGUCAACCCUUCAGAUUCAUUGAUUAUUGGGCCAAAAGAUAUGAUUGAUCAAGAUAAAAUUUCAAAUAACAUUAAUGUUGCUGAUACAGUAACAAUAACUACUAAUAACACUAUCCCGCCAGGGAGCUUAGAAAAAUGGUCAUCAUCGGCAACUACAUCUUCGUUGAGUAGAACAAGUAGCAAAGAAAGUGAAAUAUUAAACUAUUUAUCCAAUCAAAAUGAUGUCGUAUUGCCACCUCAAUUUCAAUUCGAUAUUAUUUUACCAAUUGAUACGCCCAUUAUUAAUACUCUAAUCAAUAAUAUCAAUAAUGAUAUUAGCACAAUAAAUAGUAAUGAUUCUAGCACACGUAAUAAGUAUUUAUUGGCUCAGAAAUCUAAUCCAAGUACAAGUAGUUCCAAUUCCUUUUUCAAUUUUUCAUGGGCUGGAUUCCGUAAAGAUGAGAAUUCUGAAACGAGUUCAAUGAAUGCCUCAUCUCCCAUGCGAUCUUCUUUCGAUGAUGAGAACUCAGAUGCAAAGAGGGCUAAUUCUGCCAACAAUAUGUUUGUGUUGGAUCAAGGAUUAAUCAAAUCUAAUAUUUGGGCGGGUACCAAUAUUACAUUAUUCCCAAUUAUAAGAGAGGAGAGAGAGGAAUUCUCUUUACUAGAUAUGACUUCUAACCUGUUAAAGAAAUUGAAAUUUGGUGGAGGUAGCUCUACUAGUGUCAACUCUGUGGAAUCACCUACAGCCACUAAUUCUCCCUUGGUGUCUCAUCCUGCAGGUCUUACAAGAACCCCUUCAAGACCAUGGACUCCAAGAACAAGAGGAAUAGACACCUCUAAGACUAAAGAUACUGACAGUGCACUAUCUACACCAACGUAUAUCCCAAGGCGUUUCUUAUAA
This is a messenger RNA of Henningerozyma blattae CBS 6284, 4611 nucleotides long. It is a transcript of the gene ECM30, whose product is annotated as Ecm30p. NCBI's taxonomy places the organism in Eukaryota, Fungi, Ascomycota, Saccharomycetes, Saccharomycetales, Saccharomycetaceae. The transcript has a single exon. Bases 1 to 4611 code for a protein of 1536 amino acids. Gene Ontology annotation, cellular component: membrane; Golgi trans cisterna; Golgi medial cisterna. The record is from RefSeq and is a predicted model, not a curated record.